Alnus glutinosa is the source of this 1348-nucleotide messenger RNA. RefSeq names its product zinc finger protein ZAT9-like. The record is from RefSeq and is a predicted model, not a curated record. Gene Ontology annotation, biological process: response to chitin; response to stress. The transcript has 3 exons. The coding region runs from base 73 to 1224 and encodes 383 amino acids. NCBI's taxonomy places the organism in Eukaryota, Viridiplantae, Streptophyta, Magnoliopsida, Fagales, Betulaceae.
UUAGUUCCAAUAUUCCACAUUCAAAGAUAUCGACUUCGUCGUGCUUAGCUUUGUAGUUUCCCAUUCAUACACAUGAAGAGAGGCAGAGAGGAUGGAGAUCAGACAGAGAGCAUAGACAUGGCCAACUGCUUGAUGCUUCUAUCCAAAGUUGGCCAAAUUGACGUAACCAAAAACCCACGUACACGUGCUUUUGUCUGCAAGACAUGCGACCGGCAGUUCCCGUCGUUCCAAGCCCUGGGAGGCCACCGGGCGAGCCACAAGAAGCCCAGGCUGAUGGCCGGGGACCUAUUCCACAACAGGCCGACCUCGCCCGCGAAGCCGAAGACGCACGGGUGUCCCAUAUGCGGGCUCGAGUUCGCCAUCGGACAAGCGCUUGGGGGGCACAUGAGGAGGCACAGGGCUGCCAUGAGCGAACGCUUGCUGAUUGAUCAAAGGCGCGCUGUGCAGGCCAUGCCGGUGAUAAAGAAAUCGAGUAGUAAAAUGGGGUUGUGCUUGGAUUUGAAUUUGGUGCCGGUGGAGAAUGAUCUCAGGUUGUGUAGUUGUUUGAGUUUCUUCUCCUCAAACUUCCGGACUACCGCCGAACUACUCUCAAACCAUCAACGAACCUCCACUAGGCCACCUUCGAAUCACUGCCGAAAUUCAAAUUUACACCAAUACCAAACCUCUUAUUAUGGUUUUGACCGUGUGAUCCCAUAUUCCACAUUCAAAGAUAUCAACUUCGUCGUGCUUUGUAGUUUCCCAUUCAUACGCAUGAAGAGAGGCAGAGAGGAUGGAGAUCAGAUAGAGAGCAUAGACAUGGCCAACUGCUUGAUGCUUCUAUCCAAAGUUAGCCAAAUUGACGUAACCAAAAACCCACGUACACGUGCUUUUGUCUGCAAGACAUGUGACCGGCAGUUCCCGUCGUUCCAAGCCCUGGGAGGCCACCGAGCGAGCCACAAGAAGCCCAGGCUAAUGGCCGGGGACCUAUUCCACAACAGGCCGACCUCGCCCGCAAAGCCAAAGACGCACGGGUGCCCCGUAUGCGGGCUCGAGUUCGCCAUCGGACAAGCGCUCGGGGGGCACAUGAGGAGGCACAGGGCUGCCAUGAGCCAAGGCUUGCUGAUUGAUCAUCGGCGCGCUGUGCAGGACGUGCCGGUGAUGAAGAAAUCGAGUAGUAAAAGGGUGUUGUUCUUGGAUUUGAAUUUGGUGCCGGUGGAGAAUGAUCUCAGGUUGUGUAGUUGGUGAGGAUGCAUGGGAUAGAUUAUUAGAUCGAUUGUUUUUAAUUUAUUAAAAUUUUGGAUAUAUAUAUAUAUAUAUAUAGCUUUAAUUUGUAUUCGUGUUCAUAUGGAAGACUAGAGAGAUCUAGUAA